AUGAGUGUCGUUUGCAUAAAGUCGUCUAAUCACGGUUACACAGUGCAUUUCUGGGACGAUGGCGCUAUUGACGGCAAACCUGUGUCCCAGACAGAAUAUUUGCCUCUAGGACAUGAAGCCGUCGGGUCUGUGUUUACAGUCGGUGACAAGGUCGAACAUCUCAAAGUCGGUGACAGAGUUGCAGUUGAACCCGCUACGCCUUGCCGGGUCUGUAUUCGGUGCAGAGAAGGCCUGUACAACUUGUGUCCAAAUAUCAGGUUUGCCGGAUCAUCAACCGCCGAUCCAGCAUGUUUGGCAAAGUUCUACAAGGCGCAGGCCGACUUUUGCUAUAAACUUCCCGACCAUAUCACCUGGGAAGAGAGAGCGAUGAUUGAACCCUUGGCCGUGGCAGCACACUCGGUAAUGAUGAUCGGCAUCAAACUGGGGCAAGGCCUUGUCAUCUUUGGUGCCGGCACGAUUGGUCUGGUCUGCGAAGCAGUCGUCAAAAUGUUCGGGGCUCGAGGAAUCGUGUCUGUCGACAUCUUGGACCACAAGUUGGAUUUCGCCAAAAGGUUUCUGAACAGUCACACUUACAAAUCGACCGCUGACAAGUCCCCCGAGGAGACUGCUGCCGAUAUCAUCAGACAGGCCGAGCUCGGCCAGGGGGCAGACGCCGUGAUAGAAGCUUCGGGGUCUGCAAUUUGUACCAACACCGCAGUCCAUGUGCUGAGGAAGGGCGGCCAGUUUGUCCAGACCGGUAUUGGCAAACAUGUCAUCGAUUUCCCCAUCUUUCAGUUCAGCAUCAAGGAACUGCACAUGCAUGGGGCAUUCCGCCACGGCGAGGGAGAUUUCCGACUAGCUAUCGACGCAUUGCAACAUUCCUUGAUUCCCGUCAAAGACCUAAUCUCUCAGCUCUAUGACUUCGAGGACACUGAGACGGCUUUGGGUGCAACCUUGAAGGGCCAGGGUAUCAAGAACAUGGUACAGGGCCCGCGAUAA
Cladophialophora immunda is the source of this 978-nucleotide messenger RNA. RefSeq lists its product as uncharacterized. The transcript has a single exon. The record is from RefSeq and is a predicted model, not a curated record. NCBI's taxonomy places the organism in Eukaryota, Fungi, Ascomycota, Eurotiomycetes, Chaetothyriales, Herpotrichiellaceae. Bases 1 to 978 code for a protein of 325 amino acids. Gene Ontology annotation, molecular function: zinc ion binding; L-iditol 2-dehydrogenase (NAD+) activity. Gene Ontology annotation, biological process: D-sorbitol catabolic process.